CUUCUUCAUCUCCUCCUUCUUAUUCUUCUUCUCCUCCUCCUUAUUCUUCUUUUUCUUCUUCUCCUCCUUCUUAUUCUUCUUUUUCUCCUCCUUUUUAUUCUUCUUCUCCUCCUCCUUCUUCUUCGACCGACCCCUUUCUUUCAUCCGAUCGUUCUCCUGUAUUCGAAAGUGCUACAUCCUCUUAUCACAUCAGAGAGGACACCGCACCACACCCACCCUGGCCUUUGGCAUCUGUUACCAAUUCCAUGUCAUCUCAUGACAGAACUCCAUCUCACGUUCAUACACAUCAGACAUAUACCAACUUCGGGACCAACUUACUUAUAUCAUCAUCUCCCUUUCCACCUCACCCAUCAUUAUCUCAUCCAUAUCCACAUUCCCAGUCAAGUUAUUCCCAUCUCACCUCACAUCCCUCAUCUUCCCCUUCUCCAUCUUCGUUUUCAUCCUCCACGUUGCUCCCCUCUUCGCCCCCUCCAAUCUAUUCAUAUUUCCCACCAUUCCAUUUGUCUACAUCUUCGUUCGUUUUACCUUCCUCAUCUUCCUACGCUUCUCCUGUGUCCAUGACGUCAUCAAGUGAAUCAACCGAGUCGACACAAUCAACACCACAAAUCGAUUGUGGAGGCGAGAUCUAUCUGGUAUCAAACGACCUUGAGAAGAUCGAGUCACCCAACUACCCAAGCACCUAUCCACCGAAUCUCCAUUGCUCAUGGUUCAUCCAUGGAACUCAAGGAUCUACCAUUAGAGGGACAUUCAUCAACUUCCAUUUACACUCCCCAUCUUCAUCAAUUACUGUCUAUGAUGAUGUUGGUGGCGAUGAUGUAGCUCUUGUUCUGUCUGCUACUGGGUCAGCGCUACCGCCAUCAUUUUCAUCAUCCAACUCAAUCCAAAUAGUUUUUAUUACUGGUCCAGUUCCUCAACAGAGUGGCGGAUUUUCACUCGUCCUAGAGCUCAUAGAGACCGAUACUGAGAACUCGACCGAUAUCGGAUCGCUUCAGGUAGAGACAUGGAUCAUCGUCCUCAUCAAUGCCAUGAUCGUUCUUCUUAUCAUCCUGACGAUCGUUUGCUUUAUAUUUCAUCGACGACCACCAUGUCGAGGAUCCAAUGUUGCCGACUACCAUGCAUGGCAGCUUAGAAGUACCAGACCACCCGUCAAUGGCCCAGCUCUACCUAUGACGAGCUCUGCAUGCUCUGGGAAUGAAAAGUCUGACAUUGAACAAGCUUUGGGCAUUGCUACUCGAGGUCGUCCAGAUGAUAUCGAUGGUAGUCCAUGGUUACCAUCAAGAAGAAUAUUCCGCCACAUCGACUGGAAAAUCGGCAAUUCACCCAAUCAUUCUUAUAACAUAGCUCGUGCACUUAAUCCAAACAAUGAUGAUGACGACAUCGAUGACAUGGUCAUGGAAACCGUGUUCGACACACGGAAUGCGUACCAUCCCGAUUUCCAUCUCGACGCCAACGAAGACGCAGACGGUGUAGAAAAUGGGAGAAUUGAUGGGGUCAGCGAAACCCGGAAUGAUGACGAUAAUGAAAGUGAUGAUAGAGAUGAUGUCAUCGCCCAUGACGUAUAUCAUGUCAAUGAAGACGAUGUUGAUGAAACAAAUGGGGACGAUGUUGAUGAGAAUGCCGAGAAUGACGACGACGAAGAUGAUGAUACUAGUAUCGGUCUUGAUGAGUUUAUGAUUGACAUGUUAAGAAAGAAAAACAAAGGAAAUGAAAUUGGCUGCACCUUCACAGAACCCAAAGAUGACAUUUCCCAGUGAGGAGGCAUGUUGAUCGCCUUCAUUCGAUCGCCUAAAGACAGUAUUUAUUUUGUAGGAAACGAAGAAAGAGAGAGAGGAGCAAAUGAGGAUGCAUCGUACAUCCCAAUAUUUAGUAUGAAUUCUUAUUCAUGACUUUGAAUUUAAAAUAAUCCAUGUUAUCAGGUCAUGGGUGGGAAUAGCACAUUGAGAACUCUACAAAGUGGAUAUGGUACUUUUCAGGUCACAAUAUUAUCAUGGAUUAAGGCACGAACUAAAUAUUACAUUGUACACCUCAGCUGGCAGAAGUAAUCCAUCUGUUCGUUAAGCUUGUUCAUUUAUGAGAUAUCUCAUCUAAAGUUUGAAAUCCUAAUUAAUAUUGAUAUAUUGAUGAUAUCCAUACAGGAUAAUUGGAUUAAGUCAAAUGCCUCCGCCCACCAUAGGUGGUGGUGUCGGGGCGUUUUGUUUUUGAGCCGUUCGUUCGUUUGGUCCGUCUGUCCCGUUCUCUGGGGAACUUCAAACUUCGUUCAAUUACGUUUAAGCACACAUGUUUGGGUAUAUCAGGUCGCAUUUUGAAGAAAACAAAGAUGCGGAGAUGCAAAAAUGAUCAAGAACAUUUCAGUUUUUUAAAGGCUGAAAAUCGUUUUUUUUUUUGGUAAGAAAAUUAGUAUUUCAACAGAAAUACCAUAGGGCAACACAUUCACUGAAACUUUAGAAAUCAGUAAUUUGCAUGGAACUACCAGUAUUCUUUAUCAUUUUUCAGUAAUAAUUACUGAAAAUCAGUACUACUUGGCAGCUCUGCUACUGUAACCGGGUUCCGUUUCACUUUUUGUAAUAACAAAUUGACAAUUUAUAUAAUCGAUUAAGCAUCAGCCAAUCAGAAAGAAGGAUUUCAGUAGCUUUUCACUCUUUAUUGCAAUUUUGUUAUCAUAACAAGUUUUAUGAAACGGUCCCGAUCGUGAUGCUUUUUAUGACAUUAUUAAUGGUCAUAGCGUGUGUUAUUAUUUCCACUUACCCAUGUCAGUAGACCGCUUUGCCAAGGCAAUACAAAUCGUGGACGUUUCAUUCAGAGAAACCUAGUAACGAGGUAUUCCUUUAAUCCUUAUCAAAUACUUGGAAUCUGGUUUGCAUACAUUAAAGGGGUACUCCAGGCUGACGAUAACCUGACUUGAACAGAUACAGAAAAAUCAGACAAACAAAACACUGAAAAUUUGAUCAAAAUCGGACAAGGAAUAACAAAGUUAUAAGAUUUCAAAGAUUUGCAUUAUUUCGGUGAAACAGUUCUAUGCACGUCUUCAUGAAUAUUCAAUGAGCAAUACUCAAUGAGCAAACAUAUGUCAUAUCCUCACUUCCAUUUUGAAAAAUAUUGCUGAACUUCAAAAUUCAAUAACCUUAUUAUUUAUCAGAUUUCGAUGAAAUUUUCAGCAUUUCGCUUAGUGAAUUUUACUCUUUAUAUAGAUAUAAUCAUUUUCAGCCUAGAGUACCCCUCAAAUGUUGCAAUGUCUGACAAGCUUAAAUUGAUGCUCCAGGCUGAAGAUAUUUAUAUUUCAAUAAAUAUAGUAAAAUUAACAGAGCAAAGUGCUGAAAAUUUGAUCAAACUUGGAUAACAAAUGAAGUUAUUAAAUUUUAUUCCGGUGAAACAGUUCUAGGCAUGUCUUCAUGAAUAUUCAUUAGUCGAGCUGAUAACUCGUUCUUUUGUAUUUCAUUAUAUGAAAUUAGGUUUAUUAACAAAAUAUUACCAGAACUAAAACAAUCGGAUUGACAACCAAGGGUGUGAGUGGUCACAUAUAAAAAGAUCUGAAAAAAGCUGAAGAGUGUUGAAAAAGUCUGAAAUAGAAAGAGCUCCCAUACUUUUUGUACAGAGGAAAGCCAAAAAUAAGCUGAAAUUAAGCUUAAAAAUCAAAAACAAAAAAAAUCUGAAAUCAGAUAAAAAUCUUAACUCUCACACCCCUGGACAACUGACCAAGUGCAUUAGUUAUUAAUUGCUGCACCUUAUUUCAUCAUAAUGGAGACACAUCAUUUACACAUGUUUGAAAAAAAUAAACAAUUAUGAUUUCAUGUAAUAUAACAAUGUGGGGAUGUGAUAUCAUCAGCCCGUCUAGUGAAUAUUCAUGACGAAAGGCAUAUAACUGUUUUGAAAACUCUUGCUGAACUUUACAAUUCAUAACUUUAUUUGUUAUCAAAUUUUUAUUUUUAAAAAACAUUUUUGCUUGGUGAAUUUGACUCUAUUUAUAUAGAUAUACCUAUUUUUCAGCCUGGAGUACCCCUUUAAUUGUAGCUAUGUCAGGCAAACUUAAGUCUUGCAUUUUAGAUCAUUAAAAAUGUGC
Messenger RNA from Lytechinus pictus (painted urchin), 4057 nucleotides. RefSeq lists its product as uncharacterized. NCBI's taxonomy places the organism in Eukaryota, Metazoa, Echinodermata, Echinoidea, Temnopleuroida, Toxopneustidae. Gene Ontology annotation, cellular component: plasma membrane. The coding region runs from base 246 to 1754 and encodes 502 amino acids. The transcript is spliced from 4 exons. The record is from RefSeq and is a predicted model, not a curated record.